Molecule: messenger RNA, 1050 nt
Organism: Haliotis rufescens (red abalone)
Lineage: Eukaryota; Metazoa; Mollusca; Gastropoda; Lepetellida; Haliotidae
Product: FMRFamide peptide receptor frpr-18-like
Exons: 1
Coding region: 1-1050 (349 amino acids)
Biological process (GO): G protein-coupled receptor signaling pathway
Cellular component (GO): plasma membrane
Molecular function (GO): G protein-coupled receptor activity
Source: RefSeq, a predicted model, not a curated record
AUGGAGUUGAGCUCCAUCAAACAUGUGAACGACAUGGAGGUCAUCAAGUUCAUCCUAGCUAUCAUGGGCGUGCUAGGGAACACGCUCGCCGCCAUUGUAUGGGCCGACGACAGACGGAGGUCCUCGUCCUCCCUGUUUCUGCUUUGUCUGUCUCUGUACGACCUUGUGUAUCUCGGCGGAGUCGUCAUCUCUCUAGUGUUGUACUUCGAAAGGUUCACAGACCUCAACAUUCCUAUCCUCAACGUGAAGAUCGCCAACAACAUCCUCUCCAUCAUCUACAACGCCGCUCUCUGUGGCUCGAGUUUAUCUACAGUGGCUAUCACCGCGGAGCGGUACAUCGCGGUCUGCAAACCCCUGAAGGUGAUUGUAGUGUGCUCGAGGAAGAGGGCCAAGAUGGUUGUGUCUGCAGUCGGGGGAGUCUGCAUCCUGUACGCCGUCCUGUACGCCAUGUACGUCUUCAUGAUUGUCAUCCCUGUCCUGCAAAGAGUCGCUGGCUCCAAUCUCAGCCGCUGUGUCAAUUCCGAAGGGAAUAUCAGCGUGACGACGUGCACGCCGGACAACUACGUCAGCUGGAUCAUCAAGUAUGAAUACGACAUCACGCUGAUUGUUGGCCAGGCACUGUUGGUUUACAUUGUACCGUGGGUAACCAUCCUCUUCCUCAACAUUCUGCUACUCAAAGAAAUGUCUACGUCCGAUUUUGGCUCCAACUUCCGGUCUGCUGCACGGCGACAACUGGAGAAACGUCUGGUUCUGUCCGUGAUGGCGGUGUGCGCCCUGUCACUCAUCAGCCAUCCAGUCGGCUUCGUGGGGCUCAUGUUGCCUCUCUUUGUUCAAGGCCGUGUUUCAAGGUCAAGUUCCUAUUUGUUUGACACGUGGAACAUUCUGAAGUUAGUGAACAGUGGGGCCAACUUUGUUUUCUACUCCACGAUCAGUGCUCAGUUUCGGAGGACUUUGAUGCAAAAGAUUCAAUGUUUAUGCUGUAGGCGUGUCACCGAGCCGUACUCAUACACCGCAACUAACUCCGAGCCGACGGUAACUUGUAGUCAGUAG